GAGCGCCCGGCUGCGCCCGCCCCGCUCCGCUCCGCGCCCCGCUCCGCUCCCCGCCACAAUGUCGGGCAGCGGCGGCGGCAGCAGCGCGGUGAAGAAGAGGAGCCCGGCGGGCUCGGCCUCCUCCAUGGCGCAGGAGGAGGAGAAGCAGGCGAUGGAGAAGAUGCUGGAGGCGGCUGGAGGGGCGCAGGAGAACGGCUGCGCCCGCACGCCUUCUCCCACCGCCGCCGCCGCUGAAGGCGAGGGGGUGGCCUUGCAGCGCUCCAUCACGCUGAUCAACGGCGUGGCCAUCAUCGUGGGGACCAUCAUCGGCUCCGGCAUCUUCGUCACCCCCACCGGGGUGCUGCGGGAGGCCGGCUCGCCGGGGCUGUCGUUGGUGGUGUGGGCCGUCUGCGGGGCCUUCUCCAUCGUGGGCGCUCUGUGCUACGCCGAGCUGGGCACCACCAUCACCAAGUCCGGCGGGGACUAUGCCUACAUGCUGGAGGUGUACGGCUCCCUGCCCGCCUUCCUCAAGCUCUGGAUAGAGCUGCUCAUCAUCCGACCCUCCUCGCAGUACAUCGUCGCUCUGGUUUUCGCCACCUACCUGCUGAAGCCCAUCUUCCCCAGCUGCCCGGUGCCUGACGAGGCUGCCAAGCUGGUGGCCUGCCUCUGUGUCCUGCUCCUCACGGCAGUGAACUGCUACAGUGUGAAAGCUGCUACCCGUGUUCAGGAUGCCUUUGCUGCAGCCAAGCUGCUGGCGCUGGCUUUGAUCAUCAUUCUUGGCUUCGUUCAGAUUGCAACGGGUGAUGUGACCAGCCUGACUCCUGAGCACUCCUUUGAAAAAACAAAAGUGGGUGUGGGGAACAUCGUGCUGGCCUUGUACAGUGGUCUUUUUGCCUAUGGAGGAUGGAAUUACUUGAAUUUUGUUACGGAGGAGAUGAUAAACCCCUACAGAAACCUGCCUCUGGCUAUCAUCAUCUCACUACCUGUAGUCACUUUGGUUUAUGUGCUGACAAACUUGGCUUACUUCACAACCCUGUCCACGGAGCAGAUGCUGAAGUCCGAAGCGGUGGCUGUGGACUUUGGGAAUCACCACCUUGGCAUCAUGUCCUGGAUCAUACCUGUCUUUGUGGGCUUGUCGUGCUUUGGAUCUGUUAAUGGAUCUCUCUUCACCUCUUCCCGGCUGUUCUUCGUUGGAUCCCGAGAAGGACACCUACCUUCAAUUCUCUCCAUGAUUCACCCGAGGCUUCUCACUCCUGUACCAUCCCUCGUCUUUACGUGUGUCAUGACCCUGCUCUACGCCUUCUCCAAUGACAUCUUCUCAGUCAUCAACUUCUUCAGCUUCUUCAACUGGCUGUGUGUGGCCCUGGCCAUCAUUGGUAUGAUGUGGCUGCGUUACAAGAAGCCGGAGCUGGAAAGGCCCAUCAAGGUGAACAUCUGCCUGCCCAUUUUCUUCAUCCUGGCUUGCUUGUUUCUCAUUGCUGUUUCCUUCUGGAUGACACCAAAGGAAUGCGGGAUCGGCUUCGCCAUCAUCUUCAGCGGGAUUCCUUUUUACUUGUUUGGGGUCUGGUGGCAAAACAAGCCCAAGUGGAUCCUCCAGGGCAUCUUCCACGCGACAGCCAUGUGCCAGAAGCUGAUGGAGGUGGUUCCCCAAGAAUCGUAAGCAGGAAAAGCAGAGACGUUCGGCUCGAGGAAACGCACAAUACUGUUCUAAGACGACACAAGGAGAAAAACACUUCUGAUCCCUCAUCAAUAAAACCUAAGCACUGGAGCACCCUGUCAGAACUGCUUCAUGUCUGACACGGUGCCGCCUGCUCUGCCUUGCCUCCUCCAGCCCUCCUGCUGCCGCCUGAGAAGUUCUUGGUACGAACGUGGGCCAGGAAGAGGAAUUCCUGCCGGCGACUUCUUGUGCAUCCAGUCAGCCUCUGUGCGUGCGUGUGUGUGGCUCUGAGGGCCGUACCUCAGUUCUGUGUGGGCUUACUAAGAUGAGCGAUGAGCCUUAUCCACCUGCCCUACCUGGUAAGGGGGUGGGUGAGAAGGAAGGCUUGGCUGAGGGCUUGGGCUGGUGCUGGCUCUCACGCACGUGCAAGCUCACACCUAAAUCUGUGCUACUGGUGCUUUGCGUUCUGCCCAGAGAGUGCCACUGGUGGUGAUGGAUGGAGGUGAGACAAGGCAGAGCAGAACUAGUGUCAGAGAAAUGAGAGUUGAGGAGGCCUCGUCUGACUCGGCUGCCUGGUUCCCCGGCUGCUGUGUGGCUGUAGCUCUCAGCCCCAAACCAUCUCCUGCUGUUGAGCCAGUUUGCUGGGAUGCCCUUCUCAAAAAUGCCCACCCUGAGCCCUGUGUGGUAGCGCUGGGAUGGAGCAGGCCCAGUUGCUCCCAGUUAGCCCAGGGAACUGCAGGUGGUCAGUUCCUUAGCUUGCUCACUCCUUGUUUCUGUGUAGAUGUCAUCCAGCGAGGGGUGAGCCCUGCUUUGCCCCAUCUUUGCCCUAAGGGUGAUCACUACAUGCCCCUAAGCCAACUACAAAGACGAAACAUGGGUGGUGGGAUCCUCCUGGUUUGUCCCCUGGGUUCUGCAUGGGAGGUUGGACCAACUGGGUCUGAGGGGUGGAAAGGGGCACACACCCCGAUGGCUGGGCCUGCUUUAAUCCUGGUCUGCUGUUUUGCUCAAGGAAGCCAGGACUGGAGGCUUCUUGAACAAGUGGCUCAUAUUGCCUCUGCACUCCAGGUGACAGUCAAUUGGAAAUCAAAUGCAUCUUUUCCUCACCAUGAAGCUGCACUUGUCUCUGUUACAAUCUUCGUUGUGCUUGUGCUUCAGAAAAUGGUUGUUGAUGCUUUUUUUUUCUCUGCCAUACUUUUAUAAAUUAAGCUGUUUGGAAGCUGGCAUCCUCCAAGAGCAAUUGCUAUCUACUUGGAUUCUCCUCUUAGCAUAGAGUCAUUUUGGAGAAGAGGCAUUAAGGACACCAAUGGUACUACUAGCUCAUGCUUUGUCCUUUUAAGAAGCUCUUCAGCAACAAAAGCAUUUAUGUUAUAGCAGGUGGGCAGCUUCUGCCCUAGCGUGUGUGGCAGUGACCACAGCUAUGUCCCACACGUGCCUAUGUGCAGCUCCUUGCUAUUGCUUUGCCAGGCAUGCAUCUUUGCUUUAAGGCAGGAAUAGGUGAGACAAUCAUCACGCUGAAACCUGUGUGGUCACACUGCUUAUUCCAUGGCAAUACAGUGCAGAGAUACCCAGCCCAGCUCUGCUAUGCUUCACGUGCGUCAACGCAGAGCUCUGCUUGAGCUGAGUUAACCUAUGGAGAAUUGCAGCUGGUUGGGGUAUGUCUGCAGUGCAGAAGUACCCAAAGUUCUGGCCAGUGCAUGGCUGUUCAGGGACCUACGUGCAAUGAGUUGGAGCAUCUCAGAGCCAGUGCCCAUGGAGAGACGUUUGCAUAGAUAAGGUCAUGAGGUGUAUAAAUCCUGAACUCAGUCUUUCUCUUUACAAGGAGUCCUCCUCCAGCUGAAGGCUGAGAUGGUUUUGCAGGGUAGCGAUGGGAGGUUGCUCCUUACGGGCCUGUUUCGUGGAGAAAAACCUGUCUCUCCCCUUCCCCUUUGGUCUUGGCAGUUUUUGGCUGCAGUGGUCUCAGGACUGGUUUCCUGCAGGGCCUGGAUUGAACUUAGGGACUCUCAGUGCUAACAAUAUAAACCAGCAGAAUUAACUUCAGUACUGAUUUACAUCAGAUUUAACUUGCUUCACAAGACCAAUCCACAGAGAGCUCAGAAAUGGGUCCAAAGUCUCCCGGACGUGCGGGGAUUGCUUGGUUUGGGCAUAUCUCUUAACGAGUUUCAUCAGUGAUGAAGACCAUCAAUAAACGAUGUCCUCUUGGUGACCCUUUCACACUGGUUUUACAGAGGAGAUGUCACACUGAGAUUUAUUUUUUUAUUAACCGAUCUUAAUUAAAACCUUAACUCGCUCGCUUGCUUUUUAA
This is a messenger RNA of Gallus gallus (chicken), 3938 nucleotides long. RefSeq names its product solute carrier family 7 member 5 (gene SLC7A5). The record is from RefSeq and is marked validated. Bases 59 to 1639 code for a protein of 526 amino acids. Gene Ontology annotation, cellular component: membrane. Gene Ontology annotation, biological process: amino acid transmembrane transport; neutral amino acid transport. Gene Ontology annotation, molecular function: L-amino acid transmembrane transporter activity; neutral L-amino acid transmembrane transporter activity. Lineage: Eukaryota; Metazoa; Chordata; Aves; Galliformes; Phasianidae. The transcript has 10 exons.